Messenger RNA from Notolabrus celidotus (New Zealand spotty), 3039 nucleotides. It is a transcript of the gene srrt, whose product is annotated as serrate RNA effector molecule homolog (Arabidopsis). The transcript has 20 exons. Bases 47 to 2788 code for a protein of 913 amino acids. Gene Ontology annotation, molecular function: nucleic acid binding. The record is from RefSeq and is a predicted model, not a curated record. Gene Ontology annotation, cellular component: nuclear body. Lineage: Eukaryota; Metazoa; Chordata; Actinopteri; Labriformes; Labridae. Gene Ontology annotation, biological process: primary miRNA processing; mRNA processing.
CACUUGGUGGCAGCAGCGAGCCGUUCUGUUGUUUGCCUGCGUCACAAUGAAACAUCAAGAAGAAGAGCGGGCAGCGGAAGACGGCGAGGAGAACAUAAAGGCUAAAAAAUCAAAGAUGGGGGACAGUGAUGAUGAGUAUGAUCGCAGGAGGAGGGACAAGUUCAGACGGGAGAGAAGUGACUACGACCGUUCGAGAGAGAGAGAGGACAGACGCAGGGAUGACUGGAAUGACAGGGAGUGGGACCGAGGUAGAGAACGUCGUAGCAGAGGAGAGUAUCGAGAUUAUGACAGAGGUCGCAGAGAGAGAUUCACCCCACCCCGGCAUGACAUGAGUCCGCAACAAAAACGCAUGAGAAGAGACUGGGAUGACCACGGGGGAGACCCUUACCGUGGGGGGUACGACUUGGGUUACGGUGGUGGAGGAGGGCCAAGCUAUGGUCCUCCACAGCACUGGGGCCAUCCUGACAUGCACCUCAUGCAGCCUCAUCAUGGUAUCCCCAUUCAGGCAAGGCUGGGAAACAUCCAUGACAUGGAUUUAGGCCCUCCCCCUCCGAUAAUGAAGAGCUUUAAGGAGUUCCUUAUUUCCCUGGAUGACUCCGUGGACGAGACUGAGGCAGUCAAACGCUACAAUGAGUACAAGAUUGACUUCCGCCGACAGCAGAUGCAGGACUUCUUUUUGGCUCAUAAAGAUGAGGAGUGGUUCAGGUCCAAGUAUCACCCAGAUGAGGCCAGCAGACUGAAGGCAGAGGCUCAGGGCUCCCUGCACAACCGCCUUAAUGUCUUCACGUUCCUGAUGGAGAACAGCUGGUUUGAUAGUGUCUCCCUGGACAUUGAGCAGACCCCGGCCAUCAUCAAGGUUCUGGAUGCAGCUGUGAUUAAGAUGGAGGGGGGGACAGAUCACGAUCUUCGCAUCCUGGACUUGCCAUCCGAAGAGGAGGAGGAGAGGGAGAGGGAGAGAGAGAGGGAGAGGGAGAAGUCGGCAUCCGUCUCAGGGGGCGCUGAACCUCCCAAGAGAGACGACCCAAAAACCCAGGACAGUGAUCGCAAACCUUCAGUAGAGAAAGACAAGAAUGAGAAAGAGGAGAGUGACUCUGCCAGCACAGAGAGAGCUGCUGCAGCAGAAGGGGAGGAUGUGAAAGAGGAGGCAGAGAAAGAAACUGCCAAAGACGAAAUGCCUGAACCAAAGAAAGCAAGAAGAAAGAGGAAGCGCAGUGGAGACAGUGACGACGAAGGCAGCGCCUCCGAGAGUGACUCUGACUCUGAUUCAGACUCAAACUCUAACUGCUCUGAUAAACCUGUGAAGAAGGAAGAGGUGGAAGAAAAGGAUGAAGAGGAGGAAGAAGAGGGUGAAGAGGAGAAACUAAAGGAGAACGCAGAAGAGGACAAGAAAGAAGAAAAGAAGGCCAAAGACGACUCCCCCAGACCGCGGCCUCUCCACAGGACCUGCUCUCUGUUCAUGAGGAGCAUUGCUCCCUCCAUUUCCAAGGCUGAGAUCAUUGCUCUCUGUCGGCGAUACCCUGGCUUUUUGCGUGUUUGCUUAUCUGACCCCCAUCCAGAGCGCAGGUUUUUCAGACGUUGCUGGGUGACAUUUGACCGCAGUGUCAAUAUCAAGGAGGUGUGCUGGAACCUUCAGAAUAUCAGGCUGAGAGACUGUGAACUGGCACCAGGGGUGAACAGGGACCUGGCCCGGAGGGUGCGUAAUGUUAAUGGCAUCACCCAGCACAAGCAGGUGCUCCGCAACGACAUCAAGCUGGCUGCCAAGCUCAUCCACGCCCUUGAUGAGAAAGGAGACCUCUGGAGCAACAAGUUCCGAGAGGAGGGGCAGAGCGCUGAGUUACCAGCUCAGAACCCCAUCCUGAAGAACAUCACAGAUUACCUGAUAGAGGAGGUGAGUGCUGAGGAGGAGGAGCUGCUGGGCUCCGGAAGUGGGAUGGACCCUGAGGAGGGCGCCAAGGAGGGAAACCCUACCGAGACCACCGUGGAGAGGGACGAGAAACUCGCUAAGGUUUUGGAUCGUCUGCUCUUGUACCUGCGUAUUGUGCAUUCAAUUGACUACUACAACACCUGCGAAUACCCCAGUGAAGAUGAAAUGCCGAAUCGCUGUGGUAUGAUCCAUGUACGGGGACCCAUCCCUCCCAACCGCAUCGCACAUGGAGAAGUGCAACAAUGGCAGAAGAUGGUGGAGGAGAAGCUGAGUCCUUUGUUUGGUCUGAAAGAAAUCCUGUCUGAGGAUGAGGCGUCGAAGAUGGGCCGCAAGGAUCCUGAAGAGGAGGUGGAGAAGUUUGUGUCUGCAAACACUCAGGAGCUGGGAAAGGACAAAUGGCUCUGCCCGCUUAGUGGGAAGAAAUUCAAAGGUCCAGAGUUUGUACGCAAGCACAUCCUGAACAAACAUGGGGACAAAAUUGAAGAAGUGAAAAAGGAAGUGGCGUUUUUUAACAAUUUUCUGAUGGACGCAAAGAGACCGUCGCUACCAGAGAUGAAACUUCCUCCUCAUCCAGGCCCAGGUUUGCUUUCUCCCAGCAUGCCGUUUCCUCCUCAAGGGCCUCAGGGUCCAAUGGGCUUCGGUCAGCCUCGCCCUCCUCUGAUGGGUUACGGAGGUGGUCCCCCUUACCCUCCUAACCAAUACGGGGGAGGAGGAGGAGGAGGAGGAGGAGGAGGAGGAGGUGGUGGUGGUGGUGGUGGUGGUGGAGGUGGAGGUGGUGGAGGAGGAGGGGGAGGAGGAAGAGGCAAUUAUGACAACUUCCGCGGACAAGGUGGCUACCUGGGAAAGCCACGCAACAUCAGGUGAGACCACUAAUGUCACGAGGAGACCCACGCAACAUCAUUGAGUAUCGUGACCUGGAUGCACCAGAUGACAUGGACUUCUUUUAAAAAGUUCGCUCCCAGACUUCACUCUUGACCGGUGUUGUGUUGUGCUUUUUUUUUUUGUUGUAGUGACUAGAGUAUUUCUUUUCUUUAAUAUUUGAUGUAAUUAAUGUGAAACUAGAACAAAACUUCUGAUGUAAACUGGUUCCUCAAUAAAGUUGUGAUCUAACUAAA